AAAUCCAGGUCAUCCCGGCGGAUCAGCAGCGGCGGCGGCGCGACUCUCCGCAGACUCACGGAGACAUUUCCUCAUUCCUCCGUGCAAAGUGAGCUUGCGGUCUGAAGGAUGAGGUGGGGCGCGCUGAUUAGCAUGCUGCUACGCUGAGAAGAGUUUAUCCAGCCAGGACGAGCAGCAGCAACUACACGUUCCCUUCCUGAAUCGGCUAUCAGACACCUGCUCUGAAUCAAGUACCUGUCUGGAUCUUUCCCUCGCACACACACACACGCAGCUAUGGCUGGCUGGCUCUGGCUGGGAGGGUAAUCGGUGUGCUGGUUGCCUGGCAACCCCACCCUGAAUCCUGCCGAAUAGAGCCCUGGUCUGUCACUGAAGACUUUUUAGCCCCCCUCUACCCUUCUUCUGAGUUGAUUUCCCCUUUGGAGGAGGUAGAGGGCAGCGGCCGGAGCAGGAGCCAUGGACUUAUGAGGUGAGAAUGGCAGCACGGCGGCUGUUCGACCCUCAGGAGCCCUCAGGCAAUCAGAGCCAAUAACGUGGGUGACCACACACACAUUCAUACGGGCCGAGCGGCAGGAGCAGUAUGCAGGAGGCUGACCUACCGGCAACCAAUGCUUUCACAGAGUGCAGAUUCCUGUGCACCAACGGCAGAUGUCUGAAUGUGGGCUCGCAGGUCUGUGAUCAGCUCAACCACUGCGGAGACAACAGUGAUGAGGAGCACUGCCCCGUCUCCACUCAGCAUCCUGCAUCUGCCAUCUUCAGCUCUGAACUGGAGUUUGUGCAGAUCGUGAUCAUAAUCGUCGUGAUGACUGUGAUGGUGGUGGUGGUCGUGUGUCUGCUCAACCACUACAAACUCACCACGUGGUCAUUCCUGAGCCGGUCAAGUCAAGCACAGAGUCAGGAUCUCUCUCUGCAGCCGGAGGGCUCUUUGUGGCCAUCAGAUAAUGGGCUGAGACAAGGGGCAUCUGAGGUGGUGUACGCUCCUCAGCCGAGGGACCGUUUCACGGCGCCCACUUUCAUGCAGCACAACCGCUUCAGACGUUUCCAGCCUACCUACCCAUACCUGCAACAUGAGAUUGACCUGCCGCCCACCAUCUCUCUGUCAGAUGGAGAGGAGCCGCCACCGUACCAGGGCCCCUGCACACUGCAGCUGAGAGACCCUGAGCAGCAGCUGGAGCUCAACAGAGAGUCAGUGCGGGCGCCACCAAACCGGACCAUCUUUGACAGCGACCUCAUCGACAUGCACAGUUCAGCCGGCGGCGGCGGACCGAGGCCUCCUAGUAGCAACUCUGGGAUCAGUGCGGCCAGCUCCAGUACACACGGGCGCAUGGAGGGCCCUCCGCCCGCUUACAGUCAAGUGAUCGGGCAGCACUCGGGCAUCGUGCUUUACCUCCAGCAGCACAGCAAUAACUCGCCUGUCACUGUGCAGACUCCGCCCACAGGCCGGACAGAUCCCAACAACACAGAAAGCACAAUAGUGCUGAGCAAAGACCCACAGAGGGAGGAGCUAGUUUGAGGGGCGGGGCUAGCACACGAUUGGCUGAUCUCCAUCACUCUAUAUAAAGGGAACGGGUUUGAAAUGCCCGUGCACAGCAGCGCUUAACGCGUUUUCGCGACAACCAUGUUGUUUUUGUUUUUUUAAAUAACAAAUAUGGAGCUGAGCUUACUAGAGAAAACAUUUCAUUUGUUUUCUGUCCAACCAGCUGGGCAAAAACUGGAGUUUACGCACUGCCUGGAGUCUCCCACCUUAUUUUUUAUUGUUUUUGCUGUGUAUUAUGUAUAGCUGACGAAUUUAGAGAAGGUAAUCCGUGCACAAGACAGGCUUUUUGUUGUUGUCAGUGUUGUUUUCUUCCCCUUAAAUGCCCCGUUUUCACUCAAUCCGCACUAGUUGUGUGGGUAGAAAAUGUCCUUUUUUUAAUUAUUAUUAUUCUUAAUAUUAUUAUUAUUUAAAGACCGAGAUCUGUGCAGCAUGAACAAAAACUAAAAUGCGAAAAAGGGUGAAAAUCCAAAUCUUAGUGCCAAGGUUUAUGCGGAAGGUGUGAUGGGGGCGACGACUGUCUUAAAGACUUGUUAUACAUCGAAAUCAAAAAACCCUUUUCUGAACUUUUGCACUAUUGUUGAGGUUAAUCAUAGAAAUUUGGGGGUGAUGUAUACGUGUUUACUGUUUGUACUGUCGUUUUCACCUAGAUGCGAUCAUAUGCUUGAGUGCGAGCUUUUCUAGCGGAGGGAAAUGAUCUUGUCUGUCUUCAGCACAAGGAAAAAUCUCAGAUCCAGCCUAAAAUAACCUCGGUCUAAAAGAGGCACAGAAUACAGAGAGUCUGCUCUGCUCUCAUCUAUCCUCACCACUGACACAUUCAGCCGCUUUCACACACUCUAGCUGAUCUCAGGUCAGUCGGCUGGAGGCACGCUUGACAUUUUGACUAAAAAAAUAACUCACUUAGAGAGAGAGAUCCAAACAAGUUUGACAUGUUAUGAGAUUCUUGCUCACUUUUUAAGAGUUUCUCCAAGCUUAUUCUUAUCAGCGCAUUUUUAAUCAUAUAUUUAUUAUACACUUUUAUAUAGGUAGACUUUAAAUAAAAUAUCCUUUUUUAUGUAUAAUUUAGCUUUUAAUGGAAUAAUAAAUUAAAAAUGGCAUCUUUGUAUGGGUCAAAAAUGAGUUUUCUGGCAUCAAAUCAAAUUUACAAAAGUCGAAAGCAUAUGGACCCUUUUCACAGGACUGUUAGGACUCUUUUAACGGUCAUCAGCAUCUUAAAUCCUUAAAAGUUUUUAUUAUUUAGAUUUAAAAAAGCAAAACGUAUGAGCAUUUCCGGGUAUUUAUGUAUGUAUUAUAUCAUCUUUGCAUCAAAUUACAAAAAAGAAUCACUUCUUGUGUGAGACAUUUGAAAUGCAGGACAGUAAAUUUGGCCUAGUUCUCACAUAAUCCUUUAUCUGAGAGUCUUGAUAACACCAUCAUGGAGAUUUUCUUUUAUUAUUUCAGCAGAUGGGAUUGUAUAAAUUGAUUUGUUAUACUCUCCUAUUCACUAAGUUUACUCAACUAUAGAUUAAACAUGGGACGAUAACCGUUAUCAAGGUAUACUACUGUUUGGGAAAAGUAAAGGUUUUAAGUCGAGUCAAAAUUUUCUGCUAUACCGUUCCUAUGCUAUGUGUAAGAUUUAAUUUGUUUUUAAGACUACAGUAUCUUCAGCAGAAAAGAAAUCUGUGAUUGUGAAACUAAUGAGAGCGGAAACCUGACAUGUUUACUGUUCCAAAGUGUUUUAAAUGUUUCCUAAUAUAAAAUAUAUUGUGGUCAAAGUUGAAAAAAGUAGCUGUUUUUUUACCUAGACAUUUAAAAAGAGUAUAUUUUAGAGUAUUAAUCACAAUAAAACGUUUGUUGGCCAACAAAGUUUAUCAUACCAUCAGAAUCUUAUACGGGCCCAUGCCUACUAUAGAACAUAGAAAGAACUAAGAAACCCAGAAAUGUGAAAGGGGUCCAUUAAAAACAGGUAAAGUGUCUACUUGGAUGUUUCUUUCUUACUUCAAAAAUAACUUUUAUGAAAAUAACGUCAAAAUGUGGCGUAGGAGUAUUCCACAGUCAUUUAAAGUGAGUAAAAAAAUUAAACUGCAUAUUUAAUGUACUUAUUAAAAUAUCUAAAAAAAAUAAGAGAUCAUAUAAAAUGCAUUUAAUUUUAAUUAUUAAUGGCAUUUAGCUGAAAAAUGGGUGAAAUUUUGGUGUUUAAAUUGAUUCUUGA
Molecule: messenger RNA, 3722 nt
Organism: Danio aesculapii
Lineage: Eukaryota; Metazoa; Chordata; Actinopteri; Cypriniformes; Danionidae
Gene: ldlrad4b
Product: low density lipoprotein receptor class A domain containing 4b
Exons: 6
Coding region: 578-1510 (310 amino acids)
Biological process (GO): negative regulation of transforming growth factor beta receptor signaling pathway
Cellular component (GO): Golgi membrane; early endosome membrane
Molecular function (GO): R-SMAD binding
Source: RefSeq, a predicted model, not a curated record